Molecule: messenger RNA, 3745 nt
Organism: Fonticula alba
Lineage: Eukaryota; Rotosphaerida; Fonticulaceae
Exons: 4
Coding region: 50-3745 (1231 amino acids)
Cellular component (GO): cytoplasm
Molecular function (GO): protein binding; GTPase activator activity
Source: RefSeq, a predicted model, not a curated record
CUUCCCCGCAUCCCUCCGGCCCUGCGCCCCCGGUCGGCCACUUCGCACGAUGACUUCCUCCAACAGCCACCCCUCCUCGCCGGGUAACAUCUUCCGCAUCGCCCGGAGUGUCAACAUCUUCGCCUCAAGCUCUUCCAGCUCUUCCUCCUCAGGCCCGGGGUCAGGUUCAUCCUCUGCGAGCGGGUCCGGGCCCGGCGCCCCGGGAUCCGGCAAUGCCAACACCGGCCCCCUCGGGUCAUCCAGCUCGCUGGCCCCCUCUACCUCGGCCCUCGGGAUGGCCUCACAAUCGAGCACCGGGGCCGGGUUUUCAUCAGGAUCAACAGCUCCCGGCGGGGGCAUCGCCUCGCCCCCGGCCCCGGCCUCCUCUGCCUCGUCCAUUUCUUCUGCCUCUCUCUCCCUGCCAGAUGCCUCGUCAAAUAGGCACGCAUCCAGCGACACGGCGUCCGUGCGAUCGGGCAAAAUCCCCUUCAGCAGCUCGACCCAAUCGCUGUCCUCCUAUAACUUCCCCGCCACCGGGACCGGGUCGGCCGCCACCCCGGGGCCCGGCGUGACCGGCCCCGCCGGGGCAUCGUCCUCGGCCAGCGCCACCGGCACCGGGCCCGGCGGCUCCGCCCCGGCCGGCAGUGCCACCAUCCUGGCCGAGGCCACAUCCACCGAGGAGGGCCCCCUCUUCCGGGCCACGGUGGACGAGCUGGAGCGCGAUGCUCACCAAUUCACGCAGAAGGUCCGGGGAUUGCUGGCCGCCCUGCAGGCCUACGAGGCCAGCAUCGAGGCCAUCCAGAACGCACAGACCCAACUCCUGGCCAGCUUCUCGGCCUUCCGCGGCGUCACCUCGGCCACGGACUACCUGUCAUCCAUCUUCUCGCAGGAGGGCGAGGCGCACGAGUCCUACCGGUACCACAUCCGGUGCAUUCUCAUCGAUCCGCUGGUUCAAAUGUGCGAAACGGACUUCCGCCGGCUGGAAGACAUGAAGACGGACUUCGACAAGACCUCCGCCUCGUACCAUGCCUUCCUGGAAAAGUACCUCAGCACCUAUGCGCACAAGCGCCCGGAAAAGCUGAUCCAAAUCGACAAGAAGUACAUCCACCGGCAGGGGUCCUACAAUUUGAUUCGCUACGACUACCUGACCAACAUGGAGAGCCUCUUUGUUUUGAAGGAGCAGGAAAUCCAGCACUACGCCAGCUCCCUGGUGGAGAAGCAUGCCACCUGGCACUCGAAGCUGGGCCAGCUAUCCUCGCGCAUGGCCACCAAGCAGGCCUCCCUGGUGGACCACAUUUCCCAGGGCUGGACCAAUGCCCACACGUGGCGCAACGAGCGCGACACCGUGCGCCAAAGCAUCCAGGAUGGCAGCCGCGAGGCGGCCGACCGUCUGCGCAUCCGCCAGCACGAGCAGCGUGUGGUGUCCCUCUUCGGGAGGAAUAUCCUGGUCGGCCGGCCUGGCGGGGGCCUGUCUGCCGGGGCGGCCUCCAAGUACCAUGGCAUCCGCGACCUGGACCCGAUGAAUGACGGGAAUGACCCGCGCGCCUUGGCCCGCGGCCGCCAGGGGUUCCUCUAUACCAUGCACCAGAAGACCGCCACUCGCGAAUGGCGCAAGGUCUGGUGCGUGGUGAGUGAGGGGGCUCUGCAUGAGUAUGCCCACUGGAAGCCCGGGCCUCGGGGCGGCACCAGCACCGAUCUUCGGACCUGCUCGGUCCGCUCGGCCCCCAAGGCCGAGCGCCGAUUCUGCUUCGAGCUCAUUUCCCCCUCCUCGCGGCGCCUCUACCAGGCCAUGUCCGAGGAGGAGCUUUCCACCUGGAUCCAGGUCAUCCAGAAGUCCAUCGAGUCUUCGCUGCACGGGCCGCUUCACACAUCCGACGUCCGUGCUGGGGAAAUGAGUAUCCACGACCAAAUCACCACGCAGGUCCCCUCCAACCUCCAGUGCGCCGACUGUGGCGCUGCCAAUCCCGACUGGUGCUCCAUCAACCUUGGCGUGUGCAUUUGCCUUGGCUGCUCCGGUGUACACCGAUCCCUCGGCACUCACAUCACCAAGAUCCGCUCUUCCACCCUGGACGUCCAGAGCUGGACCCCGGAGCUGGUGGCCAUGCAGGUGUCCCUCGGCAAUGACCGGUCGAAUUCCAUCCUAGAGGCCCUGCUUGGGGCGACCCCCCCACCGGGGGGGCCGGCCUCCGGCGGCGACCCCUCCACCGAAGGGGCCCUCAUCAGCAAGCCCCCCCAGGGCGCCCCCCGGGACGAGCGUCAGCGCUAUAUCAUCGCCAAGUACUCGCAAAAGUUGUUUGUCCGGCCGCUGCUCCUGCCGGCUGAGCUGGCCCUCCCGGCGGCGGAGCAGGCGCGCCUGCUCGUUCGCAAGAUGCUGGCGUAUGUGCGCUUUGGCGACCCGCUCGGCACCCUGCACACGCUGCCUCUCGGGGCCGAUGUGAAUGGGCUCGAGUUCCUGGACGAGGUGACGGCCCUCUGUGCCGUGGAGGAGCUGGCCGCCGAGCGCAAGCGCUCGGCCGCGGUCACCCGAUCCAAGCGCCUGACCCCGGGUGGGAGCAGCUCGGCCAGCGGUGGCACCGGCGCCGGCGACAUCCCCGGCGGCAUCCCCACCUCCGGGUCCCAUGCAUCCAUUCACUCGUACGACUCGUCCUCCUCGAGCGACGAGUCGGACAUCACCUCCUCCGACAUCGAGUCCGGCCCCGGUGAGGAUCUCCACCUCCAUCACCACCUCUUGCGGCCGGACUCGCACCAGCUCCUCCUCCACCCCAACAGAGAGCAGCCCGCCGCCGCCGCCGCCGCCGCCGCCGCCGCCGUCACCCCCACCUCCACCACCACCACCACCACCAUCUCCCCUCACCAUCAGAAUGAGCUGGUCGCGGCGGCUCCCGCCGCCACUACCGCCGCCGCCGCCGCCCCCACCGUAGGCGCCUCCGCCAAGGACGCCGGCUUGCCCAUCCACCACCGGCCUGCCGGGGGGCUCUUCUCUUCGGAAUCCUCCGAAACCCUGGACUCGGCCUGCUCAUUGCUGUCCUGGUCCGAUGACGAUGAUGAUGUGUCCGACGAUGACGAUGUGUCUGAUGAUGAGUCGGACGACGACCCGAUCAUCACCCCGCAGCGUGUCCGACGCGCGGUCGGUGGGGCCGCGGCCCCGUCGGCCAAGGACCUGGCUGCCCUCUCGCCGGUCACCACCCAAUCCGGCACCAUGCCCGGGGGGGCUGGCCUGAGUCCGCGCACGCCGUCGGCCGUGACUCCCACCGGCCUGGCGCUGGAACGGCCGCAUGACAGCCCAACCCGCAGCCAGGGCAGUGCCCUGUCUUUGGCUCCGGCCCCGGGCCCUACGCCGCCACCCGCCGCCACCACUUCUCCCACCGGCGGCAUGUCCUCCUCCUCGUCGUCCUCCUCCUCCUCCUCGCGACCGGGCGGCGCCUUCUUCUUCCCCCUCUCACUGGAAGCGGCCCCGGUGUACUUGAGUCGCGUGCGUCUCGGCAUGGGGGCCCUGCAUACGGCCAUCUCCACAUUGAACCUUCCCCUGGCCGAGCUCCUCCUUCAGAAUGGCGCCAAUGUCGAUGCCCAGGACGCCUUCGGUAAUACGGCCCUCCACUAUGCGGCCCUGCUGCGAGACGACCACCUGAUCGCCUACCUCCUCUCCAAGGGUGCCCGGCAGGACAUUAGAAACCACUGCUCCUGUCGGCCGGGCGACAUGGUGCCCCCGUCGGUACACCUGCCUCUGCUGGUCCGGGAUCCGGAAGCCAGCGAGCUGGCUCUCUGA